Messenger RNA from Helobdella robusta, 162 nucleotides. RefSeq lists its product as hypothetical. The transcript has a single exon. Gene Ontology annotation, molecular function: ubiquitin protein ligase activity. Lineage: Eukaryota; Metazoa; Annelida; Clitellata; Rhynchobdellida; Glossiphoniidae. Gene Ontology annotation, biological process: protein ubiquitination. The record is from RefSeq and is a predicted model, not a curated record. The annotation marks the transcript as partial.
AUGAGCUUUCUGAGUACGCACGAAAGUUGUCCAAUAUGUUUGGAAGCAUUCAAGGAUGGUUCCUUUGUGUUCCAGUUACAAUGUGGUCAUGUUUUUCAUCAGCAAUGUGUUGAGGAAUGGCUUAAAAAUGUGAAGUCCUGUCAAAUUUGCAGGAGUCAGCUU